UAAGGUAUGAUGUUUACUAGUAAACUGAUGCUUAGUUAUUUCAGCAAGUUUAGAUCCAAUCAACAUUAUUGAAGAAGAUGAAAAAAUUUAGUCUACCAAUCAAUCACUACCUUCUAAAUAUAGGCCACUAAUAUACAUAUGUAUAAAUAUGUUCACGUUACUAAUAAAUUAACCGCCUGGAUUCUAUUAUCACAUAUAUAUUCUUCAUAAUGUUAGUAUACAUUUUCUUGUUGUCAUUUGUUACCACUGUAAAAGCAUCAGGAACAAUUCAACAAUGCCAGAGAACUGUGUACGCCAUAGCCACUUUCAAUGGAACAAAAUAUGCUGGAAGUGUAUACUUCACAAGACAAGGCCCAGAGAUGCAUAUAACAGGAUCUGUGUCAGGUCUGCCGAACAAUAAAAAAUUAGGCGUGCAUAUACAUGAAUAUGGAACAACCGGUAAUAAUUGUUUGGAUGCUGGGCCACAUUUCAAUCCUUUCGACAGUAAUCAUGGUGGAUUAACAGGCUCCCCUCGACAUCCUGGUGAUCUUGGAAAUCUUCAAGUAGAUGACAAGGGAGUUAUGCAUUUCGAUCUCAAGGUAGAUAUCUCUGCUUUGUAUCAUUAUGAUGGAUUUCUUGGAAGAGCGAUCGUUAUUCAUGCAAAAGAAGACAACUUGGGAUUGAAGGACAAUGAAGAAAGUCGUACAACAGGAAAUUCUGGUCGGCGUUUAACAUGUGCUGUAAUUGGUAUAUGGAAGCCUUAGAUUACACUGGUAGAAUGCAUAAUCCGAGAAAAGGAGAUAAACUUAUGUUUCACAUACGAGUAUAACACAUUAGACUUUAUAUACAGUGUAAUUCUUUGAUUUUUUAGUAUAUAUUUUUGUAGAUCAUUUAAAUGUUCAGAGUGAUUAUGUAUUUACAUAUCCUUAAUAUUGUAAAACUAAAAUCUUAAUUUUAUCAGAAUUGAUUUUUGUAAUGAAUACCUUUUCGUCUUCUUCUCGCCUUCUUCUAUCAAUAUCUUAGUCAAAUUCUCUUGAAAGCUACAUAAAGAAGUGUUACACAGAUAGGAUAUUUAGCAGGCUGGAAUAUACUAUUUUUAUUUUAUUUGUGACCUUCAUGUGGACAAUACAUUCGUUAUUCGGUUCUACAGAUACGAAGA
Messenger RNA from Trichobilharzia szidati, 1138 nucleotides. NCBI's taxonomy places the organism in Eukaryota, Metazoa, Platyhelminthes, Trematoda, Strigeidida, Schistosomatidae. The record is from the annotation of a GenBank genome assembly.